Messenger RNA from Gossypium arboreum, 1950 nucleotides. RefSeq lists its product as uncharacterized. The transcript is spliced from 3 exons. The record is from RefSeq and is a predicted model, not a curated record. Lineage: Eukaryota; Viridiplantae; Streptophyta; Magnoliopsida; Malvales; Malvaceae. Bases 1 to 1950 code for a protein of 649 amino acids.
AUGCUUAAGUUGGCCCGUUGUAAAUUGGGAUAUUUGUAUGAGGUGGAGGAGAGGUACUGGGCUAUACAUGCUCGCACUCAGUGGCUCAGGGAGGGGGAUAGGAAUACGCGUUAUUUCUAUGUGAGAGUUUUGGGUCGAAGGAAGAAGAAUACUAUAGAAAAGCUGAAAGACGUGCAUGGCAUGUGGCAUGAUGAAAAGAAUGAAAUAUGUGAUAUUGCGUGGAACUAUUUCAACGACCUCUUCAAAUCCAGUGUUAACCCGGGGGAUGUCUAUGAUCUUCCUUUUAUCCCUAUUUGCGUUACUGACGGCAUGAAUCGUAGGUUAAGUAGGGAGUUCACUGACGAGGAAAUUUUGAUGGCUUUUAAUCAAAUGGACCCCCAGAAGGCUCCAGGGAUUGAUGGGAUCUUUGGAAGCUUUUUCAAAGAUCAUUGGCAGACGGUGGGAAAAUAUGUUUUAAAGUUGUGUCAUGAUAUUCUUAAGGGGAGAAAUAAUGUUUCCUGUCUAAACAAAACUUUGCUUAUAAUGAUUCCUAAGGUUAAUGAGCUGUGUGUUAUGGCUAACUUUCGCCCAAUUAGCCUUUACAGGGUCAUUUAUAAGAUUAUUUCGAAGGUUCUGGCUAAUAGGCUCAAAGAGGUCCUCCCCUACUGUAUUAGUCACAAUCAGAGCGUCUUUGCGCCUGGCCGGAUGAUCCAUGAUAACGUGCUGAUCACCCAUGAACUUAUGCAUUAUCUCCGUAGUUCUAAAAACGGUCCAAACAAAGGGAACAAUCGGAGUGAGGUGGAAACUUUCCUGAGGAUUUUGGAGAUGUUUGAGAAGAUGUCGAGCCAAAGAAUUAACUUGGAAAAGUCAAUGGUGUGCUUCAGCCCUAGUACGCCUUUAGCUCAGAGGAUGACUACAAGUAGCUUACUCAAAAUGAGGUUGGUAGAAAUGUUGGACAGUUACCUUGGGCUAUCUAUACUAGUCGGUAAAAAGAAAUCUGGUGUUUUCAAAAACAUCCUUGACCACAUUGCCAAUAGAAUAAACAGGGUGAUUGAGGAGAUUCAAUCCAUGAUGCAUCGGGUCUGGUGGGGAGGCAGGGAGCAGAAUAGAGGGUGGAACAUAUUGGCCUGGGGUCGUAUGUGCUAUCCCAAAGGCAUGGGAGGUCUCGGGUUCAGAGAUCUUUGGCUCUUCAAUGUGGCUCUCUUGGGACGACAAGUUUGGCGUCUCAUCCACUGUACGGAUACUUUGUGCUAUAGGGUGUUGAGCUCAAAAUAUUUUCUCGACGGUGAUGUUUUUCAUCCAAAAAGCCUGGACAAACCGUAUUUCAUGUGGCAAAACAUCGCCAAGGCUACUAGGGUGCUAUACGAGGGCUUCGACUGGAAUAUUGGAAACAAGAGGAAUAUUAAUAUUUGGACUGAUAAUUGGGGUUUUGAAGGGCUGCCGAGUUCGUCCAUUCGUAUUAAAAGAAGGAUGGCCCCCGAGAAUAAGGUAUGUGAGCUACUUAAUGAGAGUAAGGAUGGGUGGAAUGAGAAUAGGAUCCUAGAGCUCUACGGUGAGAGUUUGAGGGACCAGAUUUGUAAAUUAACCAUUCUUCAUAAUGGCCAUGACGACCAGCGGAUGUGGUUCCAUAACCCUAAUGGUUUUUUCUCUUCUAAAUCGGCUUACUCCUGGCUAAUUCUUAAGCAGGUUGGGUACGGCCCGCACAGGUUUUUCCGGAAAUUUAUGUGGAAGCUCAAGACGCUUCCUAAGAUUCAUAUUUUUUGCUGGAGGUUGGGUCACGAGAUCCUUCCCACGUUUGACAAAAUUGCGAGCAUUCGUAGUCACUUCAACAACAUGUGCCCGAGAUGUGGUAAUGAUAAGGAAACUAUCAUUCAUACGCUGAAGGACUGCCCGGAGGCUAAGGCAGUUCUGGAGUACGGGGGCAUUAACAACAAUCUCCUUGUGGAGAAUUAUUCUCGCUGUAUCGACUAG